Molecule: messenger RNA, 621 nt
Organism: Paramecium tetraurelia
Lineage: Eukaryota; Ciliophora; Oligohymenophorea; Peniculida; Parameciidae
Exons: 3
Biological process (GO): translation
Cellular component (GO): ribosome; cytosolic large ribosomal subunit
Molecular function (GO): RNA binding; structural constituent of ribosome
Source: RefSeq, a predicted model, not a curated record
UUUAGAUAUUAAUUUUUAAUGGUUAAUCUCCGUCUCUAAAAAAGAUUAGCAGCCACAUAGUUGAAGGUUGGUGUGAACAGAGUUUGGUUGGAUCCAAAUGAAGCUAGUGAAAUCAGUCUGGCAAAUUCAAGAAUGUCAAUUAGAAAAUUAAUUAAGGAUGGACUUAUAAUGAGAAGAUUGAGAACAAUCCAUUCAAGAGCUAGAGCAAGAAGAUUCCUUGAAGCCAAAAGAAGAGGCAGACACACUGGUACUGGUAAGAGAAGAGGUACCAGAGAGGCUAGAAUGCCAACCAAAAUACUUUGGAUUCGUAGAUAAAGAGUUUUGAGAAGAUUAUUAAGAAAAUAUAGAGCUGCCAAGAAGAUUGAUAGAUAAUAAUAUCAUGAAUUCUAUUUGGCCUCAAAGGGUAAUCAAUACAAAAACAAGAAAGUGCUUAUUGAAGCAAUUCACGAAACAAAAUAGGAGAAAGUUAGAGUGGAUAAAAUUGAGAAGGAACAAAAUGAUAGAAGAGAAAAGAACAAAGCCUAAAGAGUCAAGAAAACCUAAAGCAAGUUCGCAGCUGAAUGAUGUUUAAAGCAUUUGCAUAGUACAAUAUAUAUAUCUAUAUAAUUUCCUACAUAUUAA